AAAAUUUGCUGGGGCUGCCAGAAGGAAGAAAAUGCCUUUGACAUUAUGUUGCUGGGGACAUUGACUUUGUCCCACACUCAGCAGGAGUGAGGAAGUUGGCAUUUACUGAUAAGCUAAGAAAAGGCAGUGCCUUUUGUAAUUUAAGCUCCACCCAUGGCACACUCACUCAAGGAAGAUAUAAAUGACAAGGUCCGCUCAGCUGUCAGACAAGGUUUUCCAAGCAAGAUGAAGCCCAACAUCAUCUUCGUACUUUCCCUGCUCCUCAUCUUGGAGAAGCAAGCAGCUGUGAUGGGACAAAAAGGUGGAUCAAAAGGCUGAUUACCAAGUGAAUCUUCCCAAUUUCCACAUGGACAAAAGGGCCAGCACUAUUCUGGACAAAAAGGCAAGCAACAAACUGAAUCCAAAGGCAGUUUUUCUAUUCAAUACACAUAUCAUGUAGAUGCCAAUGAUCAUGACCAGACCCGAAAAAGUCAGCAAUAUGAUUUGAAUGCCCUACAUGAGACGACAAAAUCAGAACGACAUCUAGGUGGAAGUCAACAACUGCUCCAUAAUAAACAAGAAGGCAGAGACUAUGAUAAAUCAAAAGGUCAUUUUCACAGGGUAGUUAUACACCAUAAAGGAGGCAAAGCUCAUCAUGGGACACAAAAUCCUUCUCAAGAUCAGGGGAAUAGCCCAUCUGGAAAGGGAAUAUCCAGUCAAUAUUCAAACACAGAAGAAAGGCUGUGGGUUCAUGGACUAAGUAAAGAACAAACUUCUGUCUCUGGUGCACAAAAAGGUAGAAAACAAGGUGGAUCCCAAAGCAGUUAUGUUCUCCAAACUGAAGAGCUAUUAGCUAACAAACAACAACGUGAGACUAAAAAUUCUCAUCAAAAUAAAGGGCAUUACCAAAAUGUGGUUGAAGUGAGAGAGGAACAUUCAAGUAAAGUACAAACCUCACUCUGUCCUGCGCACCAAGACAAACUCCAACAUGGAUCCAAAGACAUUUUUUCUACCCAAGAUGAGCUCCUAGUAUAUAACAAGAAUCAACACCAGACAAAAAAUCUCAAUCAAGAUCAACAGCAUGGCCGAAAGGCAAAUAAAAUAUCAUACCAAUCUUCAAGUACAGAAGAAAGACGACUCCACUAUGGAGAAAAUGGUGUGCAGAAAGAUGUAUCCCAAAGCAGUAUUUAUAGCCAAACUGAAGAGAAAGUACAUGGCAAGUCUCAAAAACAGACAACAAUUCCCAGUCAAGAGCAAGAGCAUAGCCAAAAGGCAAAUAAAAUAUCAUACCAAUCUUCAAGUACAGAGGAAAGACGACUCCACUAUGGAGAAAAUGGUGUGCAGAAAGAUGUAUCCCAAAGCAGUAUUUAUAGCCAAACUGAAGAGAAAGCACAGGGCAAGUCUCAAAAACAGAUAACAAUUCCCAGUCAAGAGCAAGAGCAUAGCCAAAAGGCAAAUAAAAUAUACCAAUCUUCAAGUACGGAAGAAAGACGACUCCACUAUGGAGAAAAUGGUGUGCAGAAAGAUGUAUCCCAAAGCAGUAUUUAUAGCCAAACUGAAGAGAAAGUACAUGGCAAGUCUCAAAAACAGAUAACAAUUCCCAGUCAAGAGCAAGAGCAUAGCCAAAAGGCAAAUAAAAUAUCAUACCAAUCUUCAAGUACAGAAGAAGGACGACUCCACUAUGGAGAAAAUGGUGUGCAGAAAGAUGUAUCCCAAAGCAGUAUUUAUAGCCAAACUGAAGAGAAAGCACAGGGCAAGUCUCAAAAACAGAUAACAAUUCCCAGUCAAGAGCAAGAGCAUAGCCAAAAGGCAAAUAAAAUAUCAUACCAAUCUUCAAGUACGGAAGAAAAACGACUCCACUAUGGAGAAAAUGGUGUGCAGAAAGAUGUAUCCCAAAGCAGUAUUUAUAGCCAAACUGAAAAGCUAGUAGCAGGCAAGUCUCAAAUCCAGGCACCAAAUCCUAAGCAAGAGCCAUGGCAUGGUGACAAUGCAAAAGGAGAGUCUGGCCAAUCUACAAAUAGAGAACAAGACCUACUCAGUCAUGAACAAAAAGGCAGACACCAACAUGGAUCUCAUGGGGGAUUGGAUAUUGUAAUCAUAGAGCAGGAAGAUGACAGUGAUCGUCAUUCGGCACAACAUCUUAACAACGACCGAAACCCAUUAUUUACAUAAACCUA
This is a messenger RNA of Gorilla gorilla gorilla (western lowland gorilla), 2156 nucleotides long. Its product is annotated as semenogelin 1. Gene Ontology annotation, cellular component: extracellular exosome; extracellular region. Lineage: Eukaryota; Metazoa; Chordata; Mammalia; Primates; Hominidae. Gene Ontology annotation, biological process: coagulation; negative regulation of flagellated sperm motility; sperm capacitation. The record is from RefSeq and is a predicted model, not a curated record. The transcript has 2 exons.